Molecule: messenger RNA, 1722 nt
Organism: Serendipita indica DSM 11827
Lineage: Eukaryota; Fungi; Basidiomycota; Agaricomycetes; Sebacinales; Serendipitaceae
Source: the annotation of a GenBank genome assembly
AUGAUUUCGUCUCGUUCUAGCUCUGCUGUCCGCCGUACAGGCCCAAAGGUCGCAAAGGCCGUCCUUGCACGCGGUGCGCACAAGGAAAUCAAGUUUUCAAACGAAGGCCGCGCAGCCAUGCUCGCUGGCGUCGACGUGCUUGCAAACGCCGUCUCUGUAACUCUUGGGCCCAAAGGUCGUAAUGUCAUCAUUGAGCAGUCGUUUGGUGCCCCAAAGAUCACAAAAGACGGUGUUACCGUCGCAAAGUCGAUCACGUUGAAAAACAAGUUUGAAAACCUCGGUGCUCGUCUUGUCCAAGAUGUUGCUCAGAAGACAAACGAGAUUGCCGGUGACGGUACUACGACGGCGACCGUUUUGGCAAGGGCAAUCUACGCAGAGGGUGUCAAGAACGUCGCCGCUGGCUGCAAUCCCAUGGAUUUGCGUCGAGGCUCUCAAAAGGCCGUCGAUAAGGUCAUUGAGAUUCUCGAAAAGGAGAAAAAGGUCAUCACCACCUCGGAGGAGAUUGCUCAAGUCGCUACCAUCUCUGCCAACGGUGACACUCACAUUGGUAACUUGAUUGCCAACGCCAUGUCGAGGGAGGGUUCGACCAUUGGUGACACGAUCGAGAUCACCGAAGGUAUGCGCUUCGACCGAGGAUUCAUAUCCGCAUACUUUAUUACCAACCCCAAGUCGCAAAAGGCCGAGUUGGAGAAGCCAUACAUUCUUUUGUCGGAGAAGAAGAUCUCCGCUGUCGUUGACAUUCUCCCGGCCCUGGAGGCUGCCGCUCAAGCUCGCCGACCGCUCCUCAUUGUUGCGGAAGACGUCGACGGCGAGGCUCUCGCUGCCUGCAUCCUCAACAAGCUCCGCGGCCAGCUCAGUGUCUGCGCAGUCAAGGCACCUGGCUUCGGUGACAACCGCAAGUCAAUCCUUGGUGAUCUUGCUAUCCUUACGGGUGGUACCGUGUUCACGGAUGACCUCGACAUCAAGCUCGACCGACUCACCCCCGACAUGCUCGGCUCUGCGGGCUCGGUGAGCGUCUCAAAGGACGAUACCAUCUUCCUCAACGGCGACGGUGCCAAGGACACCAUUGCUGCUCGCUGCGAACAAAUUCGCGACGCCAUUGCGGACCCCACCACGAGCGAGUUUGACAAGUCCAAGCUACAGGAGCGACUUGCCAAGCUCUCGGGUGGUGUUGCAGUCAUCAAGGUUGGUGGCUCGAGCGAGGUCGAGGUCGGAGAGAAGAAGGAUCGAUAUGACGAUGCGCUCAAUGCCACUCGUGCUGCUGUAGAGGAGGGCAUCCUUCCUGGAGGUGGUACGGCUUUGCUCAAGGCGUCGCUUGCACUCGCACCACUCACCUCGGCUGAGAGCCCACUCAACUUUGACCAAAGACUGGGUGUCUCGAUCAUUCGUUCCGCUCUGCUUCGUCCAGCCAAGACGAUUGUCGAGAACGCAGGAGAGGAAGGAUCCGUGGUCGUUGGACACCUCUUGGAGAAGUACAGCAAGCCCGAAAACUUUAGCUGGGGUUACGAUGCGGCGAAGAGCGAGUAUACCGACAUGAUUGCAUCUGGAAUUGUCGAUCCGCUAAAGGUCGUCAAGACAGCCCUGAUCGAUGCCAGUGGUGUUGCAUCGCUCCUAACCACCUCGGAGGCGUGCGUCGUCGAGGGAGAGGAGAAGACUCCCCCACCGAUGGGCGGAAUGGGCGGCAUGGGUGGCAUGGGCGGAAUGGGAGGAAUGGGCUUCUAA